AUGAAUGACUACGUGGCCGAUUGGUCUAUUCCAGCCGAUUCAAUCCUUUCGAAUACUCACGAUUUCUCGGAUAAUCACUGCACCUUCAAAUUCUUCCCCGAGAUGCUGCCGUGUGAUAAUGAGACAAGAGGAUUUUUGACCAAGAUCAUGGCUGUCAACGAUAAAGUGGGAACGCACGAUUAUCUCCAGAAAGUCGUCUACAUUCCUUGUUAUGACUUGCAAGGCCCUGGCUGUCAAAACGGUGGAACUUUCGACACUACGAGCAGGCAAGUGUGCAAUUGUCUGGAUAACUGGCUGGGAUACGACUGCUCGCUUCCAAAUUGCCUAAACGGAGGAACUCGUGAUGGAACGAUCUGCCAUUGCCAAGCAGGAUUUACCGGACGUUUCUGUGAUUCUAGUGAUCCAUGCCAGGCCAAGGCUCGCAUACUCGUUUUUCUGGUGGAUACAAAUGCUAUUGAUAUUGGAGUCAUGAGGGAAAGCCUUGCAACGCUAAUCCCGAAAUAUGCAGUAGGCGAUGCUGCGAAAGUGUCCCUCGUCAUUGGCAAUAUGCAAACACCAGCCUUUACCAUUUUCGCCACCGCACAAGAGGCCCUUGACUAUGUCGCCGGGCUUAAUGCCACGACCGCCGCGUGGAAUAAAAAGUGGUUCAUCUUUCUUGAGGGACAACUCGAACUCCUCGCCCAGGAAGCGAAAAAAGCGGACCUGAAAAAUGUGUUCCUGAUGACAAAACAGACCGGCCUGGCCCCCCGAUACACGAAUCGGGAUUUUGCGACGAUCCGGCAAGACUACGAAUAUUCUGUCUAUGUCACCGGAUUUGGUGUGGAUGUUUCGACGCUUUUACCAUGGGGAAACACAACGACAGUGAAUAAUACGCAGCAAUUUAUUGAUUUUGCAGUCGGGGUGAAUGAGGGAAUCGAUUGCGAAGCGCCGACCACCACUGAAGCUCCAACGACGACCGCCUUGCCCACCACUUCUACAGUGCCCCCGAGCACUAGCCCAGCUGGGAGUUCCACACCGGGAGGAAGCAGUUCAGUUGGAUCUACCGUAUCUUUGGGCUCCAGCACGAGCGCAGGGUCUACAGUAUCCGCAAGUAGUGGCCCGAGUACCGCACCGUUUACUGGCAGCACACCUGAAGCCAGCUCCACCUCACCAUCACCAUUAGAAUCUACUGUAGCCUCAUCUUCACCUGGCACCCCGUCGGUUGCGCCAUCAAAUUCACCAUCAAGCACUGGGACACCGGCGGGCAGCACAGCAUCACUAGCACCUUCGACAUCUGCGGUAUCUUCCACUCCGUCUGGCACCUCGUCCCAAUCGGUUACGCCAUCAAAUUCACCAUCAAGCACCAUCCCUUCACGAGCACCCGGAGUCUCGAGCACCCAGCCACCAGCUGGUAGCAGCACACCGUCUGGUAACAGCACACCUUCUGGCACAGCGUCCACCGCACCUUCCGGAAGCUCAACACCAUCACCAGUUGGCAGCACAACACAGGGUUCCACUCCCUCCGGCACUGCAUCCACAACACCACCAUUGGGUAGUAGCACACCACAGCCGUCACCAUCCGCCACACCAUCAGCACCUCAGCCAUCCACCACACCAGCCGGUUCCUCAUCAUCGGCUCAGCCCUCAACGGCACCAGUAACCAGCACCGCCCCAACGACCCAACCAACCACCACCACACUACAGUACUGUACCCUGAACGCCCGUGUGGAUUUGAAUUUCAUCGUUGACCUCACGUUCUCCAGCAGGGACCAGCAGAAAGCGAUUCACGACGCGCUCAGCUUCAUCUACACGCAAUUAUCGGCCGACAAAGGGACAAUUGGCGUCGAUUCCGCGGGCACGAACUGCUAUGGAAAUAACACCGGUUGGACCUGGAGGACACGCACUAAUGUGAUCAGCUACGAGACGGACAACCUGUUGGGACUGUCGUCAUUCACCAAAUGCCAGGACUGGUUCUUCAGUGGAAUUAACACGACGCUGAAUACGGAUAAUAUCAAUCAGACAGUGACGGAUAUGACCAAGAUUAUCACGAAUCUCGGACGAAAGAACAAGGACUGUAACUGCCGAAGAAUGGUGAGGGUGACUGGUGCUGAUGCUGAUUUGGAUACAGUACCCCAGAUGAUGGUCUGGCUGCCAGCCAAUCACGACGUCGGAAAAGUCCCCAAAGACUUUGCAGCCGGGAAACUAUUGACGGAUUGGACACACUAUUUUGUGCCCUACAGCUUUGCACAGGAUGCUGAGGGUGACGCCGAUUCAUCAGAAAUGUGGAAAUCGAUGUCAAAUAUUGCAUUGGAUACCCCGACAAUUGACAUGGACGCCAUCGCGCAUGCUAUUUUGACCAAGAUCUGCCAACUCUCCGGCACUUCUGGCCCGGUGCCAAGAAUGCCCGCGAAUUGGCAAGCUCCCGCGGAAUUCGGUGGCCCAGACAACCGGCAAGCAGUUAAAUCAAUGAAUGCCGUGGGCGUGUCGGAAGAGCCGACGACGAACGCCUUCGAGUACUGUACGCUAAACGCGCGUGUGGACCUGAAUUUCAUCGUCGACCUCACGUUCAGCUCGGAGCAGCAGACAGCGGUAAACACGGCGCUGUGGUAUAUCUACUCUCAACUAUCCUCCGAUCCUCAGAUGAUCGGGAUUCAUGAUUUGAAAUGUGAUGGAAAGCAGCCAUUGCUCUGGAGAACGCGCACUAAUGUAAUCUCCUACGAGGAGGACAAUCUGUUGGGGUUGUCUUCAUUUUUUAAAUGCCAAGAUUAUUUCAUGAUGGGCAUUAACACAACGCUGUCUGCCGACAGUAUCGGCCAGGAAGUGACGGAUAUGACCAAGAUCCUCACAACCCUUGGCCGAAGAAACAAGGACUGUAAUUGCCAAAGAAUCGUUAGAGGAGCAAGUGCCGAUGCGGAUUUAAAUACUGUCCCUCAAAUGAUGGUUUGGCUGCCGUCAAAUCACGACAUGAAAAAAGUAAAUCCCGAUUUCGCAGCUGGAAAACUAUUUACGGAUUGGACGCACUAUUUCGUGCCGUACAGCUUUGCACAGCAUGCUGGGGGAGACCCUGACUCUGCAGCGAUGUGGCAGUCAAUGAAAAAUAUCGACUUGAACGGGCCGACAAAUGAUGCGGCAAUCAUUGCAGAUGCAAUCCUGACUAAGAUUUGCGAAGUUUCCGGAACAUCUGGCCCGGUGCCAAGAAUGCCGAAAAAUUGGAAAAUCCCUGCCCAUCUUCUGGAGGCGGCUCAAAGCAUUGCCAUGGCAGCAAAAGACGAUACCCUGCAAAUUCGAGAACCCGAACCCUCAUUUUUCGAGCGAUGGAGUCCAUUUCGGCUAUUCGUU
Mesorhabditis spiculigera is the source of this 3318-nucleotide messenger RNA. The record is from the annotation of a GenBank genome assembly. NCBI's taxonomy places the organism in Eukaryota, Metazoa, Nematoda, Chromadorea, Rhabditida, Rhabditidae.